Molecule: messenger RNA, 1691 nt
Organism: Armigeres subalbatus
Lineage: Eukaryota; Metazoa; Arthropoda; Insecta; Diptera; Culicidae
Gene: Nfs1
Product: cysteine desulfurase, mitochondrial
Exons: 3
Coding region: 150-1487 (445 amino acids)
Biological process (GO): [2Fe-2S] cluster assembly
Cellular component (GO): cytosol; mitochondrion; nucleus
Molecular function (GO): pyridoxal phosphate binding; cysteine desulfurase activity
Source: RefSeq, a predicted model, not a curated record
CUGCGGUCAAAAACAAAAACAUUUUCAGAAUUUAUUGCGAUGCGAUUAGAUUCCGCAUGAGCACAGGAACAAAAUAUUACGAAAUUAUUUUUACGUUUGUGCAGUAUAUUUAAUAUAGACUGCUUUAACCAGUGAAAAAAAAUAUCAGAAUGCUGACAAUUUCACGAAACAUCCGUGGUGCGAUAGUGCGACAGGCUUUUCGCAAAAAUGCCAUACUCGCACAGUCUCGAACACUAUCUUCCGAUAAAAAGUAUAGUAUCAAAGAUGAAGUACUUGACGGAAGGCCACUUUAUUUGGACGCUCAGGCGACAACGUCAUUGGAUCCCCGGGUUCUUGACGCCAUGAUGCCAUACAUGACCGCAUACUACGGAAACCCUCAUUCCAGAACUCACGCUUACGGGUGGGAAUCCGAAGAAGCGAUGGAAACGGCGCGAUCGCAAGUGGCUAGCUUGAUUGGAGCCGACCCUAAGGAAAUUAUUUUUACAUCUGGGGCCACCGAAUCCAAUAAUAUUUCGGUCAAAGGAGUGGCCCGGUUUUAUGGAACGAAGAAAAAACACAUCAUCACAACCCAAACCGAGCACAAGUGCGUGCUGGAUUCAUGCCGAGCGCUCGAAGGGGAAGGAUUCCGCGUGACGUACCUGCCUGUGCAGACAAACGGAUUGAUCGACAUGGAGGAACUGGACAAAGCUAUCACACCGGAAACGACUCUUGUUUCGAUCAUGACUGUGAAUAACGAAAUCGGCGUAAAGCAGCCCGUUGCCGAGAUAGGCAAACUGUGCAAAUCCAAGAAAGUAUUUUUCCAUACCGAUGCCGCACAAGCGUUGGGAAAGAUUCCGAUGGAUGUUAACAAGAUGAACAUUGAUCUGAUGUCGAUCUCAGGUCACAAGAUUUACGGUCCAAAGGGAAUUGGAGCACUUUACGUGCGUCGCCGACCUCGCGUUCGAGUGGAAGCGGUCCAAAGUGGAGGAGGACAGGAGCGCGGUAUCCGUAGUGGAACUGUGCCUACCCCGUUGGUCGUUGGAUUGGGUGCGGCCUGUGAGCUUGCCAUUCGAGAAAUGGAAUACGAUCACAAAUGGAUGGAGUUUCUGUCGAAGCGCUUAAUGGAUCAAAUCUUCGCCGCUUUGCCGCAAGUCAUCCGCAACGGCGACCCGGUUCAUACGUAUCCCGGCUGUGUGAAUCUUUCUUUUGCGUACGUGGAAGGUGAAUCGUUGUUGAUGGCACUCAAGGACGUAGCCCUAUCGAGUGGAUCCGCCUGUACAUCGGCUUCGUUGGAACCGUCGUACGUGCUACGGGCCAUCGGCGCCGAUGAAGAUUUGGCGCACAGUUCCAUCCGUUUUGGCAUUGGACGAUUUACCACCAUUGAUGAGAUUGACUACAUUGCUGACAAGUGCAUCAAGCAUGUGACUCGGCUGCGCGAGAUGUCCCCGCUCUGGGAGAUGGUUCAGGAAGGCAUCGACAUCAAGUCGAUCCAAUGGUCGCAGCAUUAGAAAGCAUAAAUGACGAACUUUUUUUUUGUUUAGUGUAAUGCAAGGCUUGCGCAGCAGUUGAUUUUGGGUACAGUUUUGGUAAUAGUUAUCGAUCCACUUUUUUUCUGUUAAAAUCUGAGUAUGAUAGACUUUAAUAAAUCGGCAAUAAUUGUAGAACUUGAUAACUGAUAUUAUUAAAGGAAAUACAAUUUUGCUUGUUCGGCA